AUGUUACUCCUUUAUAUUGCCUUAUUCUUUCUGACACCGGCAACUUGUAGUUCACUGGACACUAUAGUUGUGUUUCAGAACUUUACAGAUGGUCAGAGUCAGACCAUUGUUUCAACAAAUGACAGAUUCGAGUUGGGUUUCUUUAGCCCAGGCACUUCGAUAAAUCGAUACUUGGGGAUAUGGUUUAAGUACACAUCACCUCAUAGAGUUAUAUGGGUUGCAAACCGGGAAACUCCACUUAUUAACACCAUGGGCAGGGUCAUAUUGGAUCGCCAAGGAGUCCUGUCUCUUGUUAACGGCAGUACGGUCAUUUGGUCAUCCAACUCCUCUGUAUCUAAGACAGAGGAUAAUUUCUUAGCACAACUCUUGGACACUGGAAAUUUGGUGAUAAAGAGUGGAAAUAAUGUUCUUUGGCAAAGUUUUGAUUAUCCUGGAGAUACCUUCAUAUCAGGAAUGAAGUUGGGCAAGGACCUCGUAACAGGACAAGAAAUGUACAUGACAUCAUGGAGAAGUGCCGAUGAUCCUUCCCCAGGUGAGUAUACAGUCACGUAUACAAUGGUUAAGGGUAAAUAUGAGCAAGUAUACAUUAGGAAAAAUUCUGUUAUUCAAUCAAGAGUCGGGCCAUAUAAUGGCGUUGAAUUUGCUGGCCAGCCAAACUAUAAACCCAACCCAGUUUAUGUAUACAAAAUUGAUAUGCUUAUAAAUGACAGAGAGAUGUACUUUACGUAUACAUAUAAUAGCACCACAUUCGCAGUAACAUUCACAGUGACUCCUACUGGGAAGCUUGAGGUGUGGCAUUUAAAUAUGCGCAACCAAGUAUGGAUGAAGGACCUCACCUUACCCAUAGAUAAUUGUGACAACUACGGACUCUGUGGGCCAUAUGGAAGCUGUAGUACUCUAGCUUAUCCUAACUGCGGGUGCUUGAAAGGAUUCGUAUUUAAGAACCCAGAAGACUUGUCUCCUGAUAAUUGGACUAGUGGUUGUCGUCGAAAUGUGGCUUUGAAUUGUGCUCCAGGAGAAGGAUUUUAUAAGUUUUCGAGCAUGAAAUUGCCAGACACAGUAAAUGCUGUGUAUAAUGGCAACUUGAGCCUUGAGGAAUGUAAGGUGGCUUGCAAGAAUAAUUGCUCAUGCAACGCCUAUGCCAAUCCAAACACCAAUCUAAAUGGAGUUGGAUGCUUGCUAUGGUUUGGAGAUUUGAUUGAUACCCGAGUGUACCCACAGAACGGGCAGGAUCUUUAUGUUAGACUGGCAGCUUCCGAAUUAUUAGAUGUCCAUUUUAGCAUCCACAAAAGGAAACGAGUGGUUGUUGCUUCGUCAAUAUCAGCUGGGUUGGCAAUGUUGGGCGUUAUAUCGGCACUCUACAUUUGGAGUAAGAGGAAGUGGAGAUCAGAUGCAGUAAGAGAAGGUAGAUCAGUCAAAAUAUUAGACAAAGAUCACAACAGUAGCAGUAAGAAUGGAAGUAUAGAGUUAGCGGUGUUUAGCUUAUCAAGAAUUUCGAAAGCAACCGAUAACUUUUCUAUUGCCAACCAGCUUGGAGAAGGCGGGUUUGGUCCAGUCUACAAGGGUGUGCUAGAAGGAGGACUAGAGAUUGCUGUGAAGCGGCUCUCAAAGUAUUCUCGACAAGGACUUGACGAAUUUGAAAAUGAAGUGAUAUGCAUUGCUAAACUCCAGCAUCGGAAUCUUGUGAAGCUGUUAGGAUACUGCAUCCAACGCGAUGAAACAAUGUUGGUUUAUGAAUACAUGCAUAACAAAAGCCUGGACUGGUUUAUAUUUGAUGACUCAAGGAAGUCGUUACUUGAUUGGCCACAACGCUUCCACAUUAUCAAUGGCAUUGCACGAGGACUUCUUUAUCUACAUCAAGAUUCGCGACUUAGAGUGGUCCAUAGAGAUCUAAAAGCAGGAAAUAUUUUGCUGGAUCAUGACAUGAACCCAAAAAUAUCAGAUUUUGGUUUGGCAAGAAUGUUUAAAGGACACGAGAGUGAAGCAAACACCAAGAAAGUGGUGGGAACGUUGGGCUACAUAUCUCCGGAGUAUGCAGUAAAUGGCCUUUUUUCGGUAAAGUCAGAUAUAUUUAGCUUUGGGGUUUUGGUGUUGGAAAUUGUGAGUGGGAAAAAAAAUACAGGUUUUGCCCAUGAAGACCACCAUGAUAACCUUCUUGGAUAUGCAUGGAGACUUUACAAAGAAGGCAAGUCUCUUGAUCUAAUUGACACAUCUUUAGGUAAAGCAUACUCGGUUUCUGAAGUGUUGCGAUCAGUACACAUUGGUCUAUUAUGUGUACAACAACGAGCACAAGAUAGACCUACCACGCCAUCAGUGGUUUCCAUGUUGGGUGGUGAAGGUUCACUACCUUCACCUAAACAGCCCGGAUUCUUUAUUCAAGGAAGUGAGAAGGGAUCAACCUCAAUUAUUCCUUUGCCCUCAUCUGUCAAUGUAGUAACAUUAACUCAAGUAGAAGCUAGAUGA
This is a messenger RNA of Erigeron canadensis, 2463 nucleotides long. RefSeq names its product G-type lectin S-receptor-like serine/threonine-protein kinase At4g27290. The record is from RefSeq and is a predicted model, not a curated record. Gene Ontology annotation, molecular function: ATP binding; protein serine/threonine kinase activity. The transcript has 7 exons. Bases 1 to 2463 code for a protein of 820 amino acids. Gene Ontology annotation, biological process: recognition of pollen; protein phosphorylation. Lineage: Eukaryota; Viridiplantae; Streptophyta; Magnoliopsida; Asterales; Asteraceae.